Numida meleagris (helmeted guineafowl) is the source of this 1605-nucleotide messenger RNA. RefSeq lists its product as uncharacterized. The record is from RefSeq and is a predicted model, not a curated record. The annotation marks the transcript as partial. Lineage: Eukaryota; Metazoa; Chordata; Aves; Galliformes; Numididae. The transcript is spliced from 3 exons.
CCUCACCACUCUCUCCGCAAAGAACUUCCCCCUGGCAUCCAAUCCAAACCAGCCCUCCUUCAGCUCAAAACAAGGUCAAGUAGCACACCCCUCCUCAUCAUCUCCUCCACCACCUGUGGCAGAAAGUUGUCAUCCACGCAUUGCAGGAACCGCCUGGACCUUGUGUGCCUGGCCGUCUUGCUUAGCCAACACGUAUCAGGAUGGUUGAAGUCCCCCGUAAGAACGAGUGCCGGGGAUCGCAAGGCUACUUCCAGCUGUUUGUAGAAGGCCUUGUCCACUUCCUCCUCCUCGCCAGGUGGCCUGCAGUACACGGCCACAGCGGUGUCGCCUAUGCCAGCCCGCCCCAUAGUUCUUACCCACGAGCUAUGCAGCGGAUGUAUUCAUCAUCCCCCCCACCCAGUGGAGCUCCAUACAUUCGAGUUGCUCUCUCACAUAAAGAGCAGCUCCACCACCUUGCCUCACCCGCCUGUCUUUCCUAAAGAGCACAUAGCCGUCCACGACAGCAUUCCAGUCACGUGAGCUGUCCCACCAUGUCUCCGUGACCACAAUGAGAUCACACCCCUGUAAGCACACACAGAUCUCUAGUCCUUCCUGUUUAUUCCCCACGCGGGGUGCAUUGCUAUACAGGCACUGGGAGAGGGACAGUUCUUGCAGGCAGGCUCUCUGGAGAGGUUAUCUGGGCGGCCAAUGGGGGGCCUCAGUGCCUCCUGGCAAGGAGUCCCCCGUCACUAAGACAAUGCUGGCGCGGAACGUGUCCGCCCCGGAGCCGAGUGCCUCCAACAACAUGCUGUGUUUUGGGGCCAGCAAGGUUGCCAGGCAUGCUGUCUGGUCCCCAGCCCAGGGCACGUCAAUCUCUGUGAGGUGACACUCCUCGGUGCGAUGUCACAGUGGCUCUCUCUUAGUCCCCUGUGGCAGCGGUGGGAGUGGUGGCUCAGUAGCUUGUGGAAGCUGCAGGAGGAGGACCCAGAGAGAGCACUGUGUCUGUCUGGAGAGAUCCUGCUGUGAUGGAGCGGCUGAGAGCCCUUCGAGGUCUCUUUGCUUGUGUGGGCUGCAUGCCCAGGCGUACGCGUCGCGGGAGCAGAGGCAGGGUGGCAAGCUCUGUCCCUGCCUGUCCCGUGAAUUUGCUGCUGCAGCGCCUGCAAGACAAGGAGGUGAGCUGGGUGCCACGGUCCCGUGGGUGCCAGGCCCACAACCCAGGGUUUUGUGCCGCCCUCGCGCCUGCCUGGCCCCGGCAGCACAGCGGCAUAGCCACGGGUGGCAGCGGGCGGCUCCCUGGGAACAAGGGCAAAGCGAGCGUGACUGAUCCCUGUGCCCAGGGUGACCGAGCGCAGGUGUACUGCCAGCUGGAGAGCGCCCUGUGGGAAGAGGGCAGCCGCCCGCCAUGCGGGGUGGCGAACCGGCUGCUGGCAGAGGUGUCUCGGGACCUGACGGCGGCCCAGGGCGUGACAGACAACCUGAGGAUGGCUGCCAGCAAUGUCCUGGUGGCUCUGGCGCGGUCACACUUCAGCUUGGUGAUGGCCGAGCUCCAGGGCCACCUGAAGGCCUUGGGGGAGAUGUCCAAGGAGUUUGUGCUCAUCACCCUCAGCAAGCUGUUCAGCAUCUACG